This is a messenger RNA of Aspergillus oryzae RIB40, 774 nucleotides long. RefSeq lists its product as uncharacterized. NCBI's taxonomy places the organism in Eukaryota, Fungi, Ascomycota, Eurotiomycetes, Eurotiales, Aspergillaceae. The record is from RefSeq and is a predicted model, not a curated record. The transcript has 2 exons. The coding region runs from base 1 to 774 and encodes 257 amino acids.
AUGACCGGGGGAGAAACCUAUAUCAGGAAGGGCGAUGGCAGUGCAGUAAAGGUCGAAGGACCUUCCCUGGGACAUUGCGUUAUGCUCCAAGGAGGCCAAGUCGAACACCUAGCCGCUCGAGCCUUCAGGACGACCGAGCGGAUCACAACCAUAACUUCAUACUGCGCAGCCAUACCUGGUCUCUACGACGAUAGCUAUAUCUCAAACGUGCGGCCAUACUGUAAUCUCCCAGAACUGUACACCGAGUGGAGCAACUACCGACUCGAGAAAAUGAAGCAGGAAAUCGAGAAUAUACAAGCUACUAUCAUUCAACACGUUAGUCGGGAUCGGGAUAGUUUCCCGUUGGACGAGGUGUAUCACUUCGCUGAGCAGCAGAUAUCGUACCUUAAGCGUACCGCUCGCCAGAUGGUAGAUCAGACGCUCUGUGCAGAGGUCAGGCGACAUUUUGGCGUUAGGGAGAUCAAUGCGACCAGUGAGAAGUGGGUUGUUGUUCGUGCCCAUCAGAGAUUUAAGGAUCUGCUUCCCGGUGUCAUGGCGCAGACUUUGGUGUGGCGACCUGUUUGUCUGUAUUUGAGUGACUGGGAGGAGACUAAAUAUAUGAUCAGGAGCGGGAAUGUGUCGUUUGUUUAUAGUCAGCAAGGGACGUUCUCGUGGGAUCAAUAUCGAUUCGAAGAGUAUCUAUUUGGUGAUGAGCUUCUUCGACAGGGUCUCAAAGAGGUUCUGUUAGCUUGGCUGCACCGCUUUGACCUGCUUAACCUUGAGAAAGAUAGUUGA